UCAAGUUGCUGCACGAAGGGCGAGGGCACCUAUCACAGCCCCUCGCUGCCUCGUUCCUUUCAUGCCUGCACUCAACCUUUGCAUUGUCUCAGUAGCUGCGCAUCGAUACGCCCGUUAAGGGCCGUCGAUUGAGCAAGCGCUUGGUGUAGUACUGCGGCAGACACAUAUUAGACCACAGUGUAUAUGAUCUGCUUUGCAAUCGCUUGCCGACUGUCCAACACGCAGUAAUUCGUUUGAGGAGACGAAGCUCAAGAGCCCCAUGGCCACGCUCAACGCUACGCAGAUACUGUGCCGGCAGAAGACCUUUUGGGUGGCCAAUUACACCACCAGUCAAGCAGACCAAGCACGAACAUGGCUCCCAUGGUGUCUCUACAUCAUCGCCGCGCUAAUGAUAUACGUCGCUUAUGCCAGCAAUACGGCUCUCGAAGCCUCACGUACCGGCGCUCGAGGCCGUCGAUGCUGCAGUCCAACCCUGACCUACACCAUCCUUGCUUUGACCGCAAUGGUCGUAACCGUCGUCGUCAUGGCGACUUUCACCUUGGCCCAGCAGCACCGCUUUUACUGCGAAUGGAAGCCCGUCUGGGCCAAUUACAAGGGCGGCUGGGUGGGUGUCGCCUUCUUCGUGGCUUAUCCCGCAGUCGUCGCCGUCCUGAGCUGCGUUUCAAUGCUUAUCAACUGUUCACUGGCUGGCUGCUCAAGGAGAGCAAAACUCCUCACAGUCCCGUGGGGCAUGUGGGGACUCAUACCAGUUGGCUUAGUGUGUGCCGCCUACGCCGCUGCCACCAUGGCCGUGCUAAUGCUGCUCGUCUUGCCUUGCAUCGGGCCUGCAGCAGUAGCCCGUUGGGCGAAAGGAUGGUGGAAUCGGUGUAAGGAACGGUGGCAGCGAGGCCGAGAGCGACGUUCAGACCGCGCCUUACGUCGCCAGCGACCAGCACGACCACAACGGCCACGUGGGGGGAGGAGAUGGCUGCGGUCUCGCGACCUGGAGGCUGGUAGAAAUGCUGGUGCUCCGGGAGAAGCCCGGGCAGCAGCUCCGGCCGAAGCUGACGUUGAGCUUCAAGAGCGCAACGACGACGAGCUCCCGGGAUAUCACAAUGCCGUGGAAAGGCAAGAAGGCCAAGCCGCGGUCCAGGUGCAAAGACCUGAGAGGGUGCUCAGUGGGCUGUUCCCACAUGUGAAGGACACGGCUGCGCCGCCACCUUAUGCACCUUAGCUACAAUACUGAGGUGAUGCACAAUGAUGAGCCAAUGAUAUUCGACGGGUUGAGUCUUCAGAUCUAGUGUAGCAUAUGCUGUAAGCUUGAGUCCAAUCAAUUCCCACGGAGUUGGUGUUUUUGGGCCAUAAUUGCGUCUGGUCCCUGUGGGGAGCUGUCAUAGAGACCAACUGCCGUUCGAAGCCUUCUGUGUUCCCGUACCAAUGAGUUCGCUCCGUCGCCUUCCUUCCAGCGUGGAGUACAAUAUAGUCGCCUACAUCCAAGCAAAGAUCAACU
This is a messenger RNA of Baudoinia panamericana UAMH 10762, 1489 nucleotides long. RefSeq lists its product as uncharacterized. The record is from RefSeq and is a predicted model, not a curated record. The coding region runs from base 260 to 1213 and encodes 317 amino acids. The transcript has a single exon. NCBI's taxonomy places the organism in Eukaryota, Fungi, Ascomycota, Dothideomycetes, Mycosphaerellales, Teratosphaeriaceae.